Messenger RNA from Pararge aegeria (speckled wood butterfly), 1288 nucleotides. RefSeq names its product venom serine proteinase-like protein. Gene Ontology annotation, molecular function: serine-type endopeptidase activity. The coding region runs from base 31 to 1278 and encodes 415 amino acids. Gene Ontology annotation, biological process: proteolysis. NCBI's taxonomy places the organism in Eukaryota, Metazoa, Arthropoda, Insecta, Lepidoptera, Nymphalidae. The transcript is spliced from 6 exons. The record is from RefSeq and is a predicted model, not a curated record.
UCUAGCUAUCUUUUUGGCAAAUAUUUAAUAAUGCGUGGUUUUUUGCUCGCCGUUCUGUGUGCUGUUGCAUUAAAAAGCGUCGUCGCUGAAGGUGAAAAUGAAGUGAAGCGGGGGUCAUUCCCUUUUAUGGCUUACCUAUACUAUCUGGAUGAGACGAUAUUGGAAAAUGAUGCAAGAUUUACUAGAAGUGCUGCUUUGAUUAGUAAUGAUUGGCUGAUUUCUUCUGGGGACGUGUCAGUUAAAUUUCCACAAAAAACUCUUUUAGCAAGACUAGGAGCUGUCAAUGUAGAUAAAAACUUCAUUUUAAAUGAUGAUGAAGAAGAACAAGAACGCGAGAUAAUCUUGAUUCUGCGCCCUUCCAACUAUACUGCAACACAAUGGUGGAAAACUGAUAUUUCACUACUAAAAACUUUGUUGCCCUUUAAUAACACGUUGUCAGUUGCACCAGUCAUUUUAGUCAGUAAUUCUGAUAUUCCAUACAAAAACUGCUACAUACUUGUUUAUGCUAGUCGUGAUAAUGUAACAGAGCGAACCUUAAUACAAAUGACAGUUGAACUUUUACCACCGACACAAGAAGACUGUGGAAAUUAUUAUGGGAAGGAAACGAUGGCAUGCGCUAAUGAACUUGACAAGAAUGCUUUAACAGAUCCUAACUUUUGUCAGGGCAAUAAAGGUGGUCCACUUAUAUGCAACAAUGAAUUAAUUGGUCUACAAACAUACGUCAAUGAUUGUAAGCAGCCUCAUCUCUAUCAGCUUGUCAAUGCAUGGGAAAAAUUUAUCAAUUGUGCGGCAAAAGGACGAUUUUUAACAGAGCCAUGUUCUAAGGUUUCCAUUGCAAUAACUAAAGAUCCACCUACUCCCACAUUAGAUACGCCAAGAGUAUCCGAAAUCAUUGAUGAUACAAAUUCUCAAUCUGUCCACGCUGAGUCAAAUACUCAGUUUAACAAAGCUGUAACUGAAAACUUGUCCACUCUGAUGGUAGAAGAACCUACAUUAACAAGUGAAAUUGGAUCAAAAUACUCGUAUGAGCAGACUGAAAUCAACGACAGAAACGAAGAACAGAUAACAACCAAUACUUCUGUGUUGAUAGAAAACUACUCUCAUGAUACAAGUACCACUGAAGUGACACAUAACGCAGAAGAAACUGUAAUGGAUUCCACGGACGAACGUGAUCGAAAGAAUCCUAUUGAAACUCAGUAUCAAUUAGUAAACGGUGAUGCUUUACUAAAUAUUCCUACGUUAUUUCACUACUUAGUGACUUUCGUAUUGGUUUUGUAAUACACUUAGC